GAGACACAAAAAAAACUUCAAAAUUUUUGUAAUGUGACAAAACGUCAAUCAAAAUCGUCAAUUAUUUUGUAAUAUUUAUCGUAGGAGUUUGUGGUGUUAUAAUCAAGAUUUUUGGUUACAUUUACAAGCAGAAUCAUGUUUUGUCCAAAUAAAAACUCGUAUCUCCAAUUGACCAUCGCGAUGAACCCUAGGGUCAUCAACAAAGCGGUCCGGAGGGCUAUGAGGAAGAAGCAGUUUGACCCUCAUGAUGAGAUACCCCCAGCCCAACGGUUGGAGUCAAUGCAGCCGUCGAUGUUUGCCCCGUGGGUGGACAUCACGAGGGCACACCUUGGCUUCGGCCGCCGCGGGCUAAGGCUCAUCAACAGGGAACUAAACUCUGAAGACAGUUUAGUACAGCUGCAGGCUAUACAUUCUAUAUUGGAUCAGGUCCAAAUAUCUGAGAAUGCAAUAUUCUUAAUAAACUUGAACAUAGUGUAUAGACUGAUAGACCUGAUGCAAGACCGCGACCCCAUCGUCCGGGAGAAGGUGGCCUACAUCCUCACGCACCUCUGCAACUACCACCAGGGCCGGCAGCGCAUCAUGUCCCGGCCCGUCGUCAUCGACCACCUCAUCUACUUAAUCAUGCGAGACCGCAAGGAGAUCCGAUACGCUGCAGCGCUCUGUCUCAAAACACUGACCAGAGACAGGUGCUCCUGCGAAAUCAUCAUGAAAAAUGACAAAAUUAUCGUAAGUCUUCUAAAAAUGAUCAAGGAUGAUCACAUGGCAAUCGUAAUAUUCCAUUUGAAUUCCCUGAAAAAUUUGUCCGAAUGGGAUCCGGUUCCAGCUCUAAAAGCGAACGCGUUUCAAGUGAUGAAGAAACUGAUGAAACAACAGGAAACUAGAAUCGUAGCCGCUGCUAUGGAUUGUAUGAUGCAGCUUUUGAAACACAGUGUCGGCAAGAAGCUGGCUGACCAGCAUGAUCUGACGCACUACUUGAGGAAUUACCUCGUGUCUCCGGACAUAGAGGUGCUGAUCGCUGCCGUAGGUCUGAUGGGCUACACGACGUUAACAACAAGGGGAAAAUGGAGGGCAAAGGAAUUUUCGUUUGAUUUGACGAAGCGUUUGGUGACUCUGUGCGUGUCGCAUAACAUGCCGGUGCUGCAACUAAGAUCCUUGCAGGUUCUUAUCAACCUGUGCGACAGUCCGGACAUCAGGGCGCACAUAAAGAAACACUGGGAGAAGAAAAUUAAAAGUAUCAAGAUCAGGACCCACGAGCAGUGGGACGGCACGUCGGAGACCACGACCUUCGGGCUGGAGACUGGUCACAACUACAGGACGAUGUGCAUAGAAAAUGUGGAGACUAUCAAGAGUGAUUACGGAGACAGCAUCCAUGCUGUGAACGUGACCAGCUAUGUUAGGAGAGUACAGGAAGUCAAGGCUCACCUGAUAAUGCUUAUCAACUUUGAACCAUACCUGCAUUGACAGAAGGUGGUUUUUCGUCCUUUAAAAAUAUACAUUGACCUUGCAUUUAUCAAAGCCAGCAACUUUAUUUUAGUUUGUGGGGAUUCUACCCUUGGCUGAAUUCGUAAGGGUAGCAACCGCACAAAAACCGGUAAAGUCUUACACAUCCAUAAACAUAGUGCUGGCUUUGUUAAACGCAAGGUUAGGCCUUUAAAAUGAUUAGUUAGAAAUAUUUGAGAUAGCAGUUUACUCACGCGGUUUUAUCGGGAUUGCCCGACCAGUUUUGGGCCCAACCACAAUUAUGAGCUGACGCGGCGGCGGAGUCACGAGUCGAACUGUCAGCCAGUUCAACUUACGGUUUCGCAACCGCGUCCAUCAUCCCAAUAAGCAAGCGUGAGUAAACUGUUUCAUCUAAAAAUUUAUGAGUUGACUUCACAAAACUUAUUAUAAUAAAAAAUGAAAAUAUUAUCUCAUAAAAGUUACUAAUACGUGACUAACACUUAUUUAUAUUUUUGUAUAUUCGUUUAUUUCUUCGACGCGGACUGUCAAUAAAUACAAUCAUGAGGGUGAGUAUUUAGGGUAUUUAAAUAAUAUUUAAAACUCAAUUACUUACUUAUAAGCAUUUAUUGAAUAAAAUUAUACGAAUUACAAUAUUUGAGCUAGA
This is a messenger RNA of Trichoplusia ni (cabbage looper), 2104 nucleotides long. RefSeq lists its product as uncharacterized. The coding region runs from base 136 to 1461 and encodes 441 amino acids. The transcript has 3 exons. Lineage: Eukaryota; Metazoa; Arthropoda; Insecta; Lepidoptera; Noctuidae. The record is from RefSeq and is a predicted model, not a curated record.